AUGACCGGUGCGGGUCAGUGUGCCAGUCUCCAGUCUCCAGUCUUCACACGGUUGCUUCCAGGACGUAUCACGAGAUUCGAUUGGCAUUCGUUUCAUUUCAUAUCUGCUAUCCGCUGUAGGUCAUGGACGCAAUCACAUGGAAGGCGUCGUAAAAUCUUCCGACAGCAAAGGGUUCACUCUAGCCACUCCGCCUGGUCAAGAAUCUUGGAUCUCGCAAAUGCAGAAGUAUACGAAGUAUCAGUCACACGUAUGGCAACAGGUGGCAGAGCGAUAGGAGGUGUGUAA
Molecule: messenger RNA, 285 nt
Organism: Botrytis byssoidea
Lineage: Eukaryota; Fungi; Ascomycota; Leotiomycetes; Helotiales; Sclerotiniaceae
Exons: 1
Coding region: 1-285 (94 amino acids)
Source: RefSeq, a predicted model, not a curated record